Messenger RNA from Prorocentrum cordatum, 587 nucleotides. Lineage: Eukaryota; Dinophyceae; Prorocentrales; Prorocentraceae. The record is from the annotation of a GenBank genome assembly.
CAGGAGCCUCCGCGCAGAGAGCCGGAGGAAGACGUGGCCGCACGGCCUCGCGCGCGGUGCGUGCUGCUCUCCGCCAACCUGACGAACGCCGCGAAUCUGGCGAAGAUCGGGCAGGUUCGUGACAUCCUGGAGGCCACCGGCGUUCCCUUCGAGGAGGUCGACGGCUCGGACCCUGCCAGAAGGGAGCUGCGCACCGCCCUCUUCGGCAUCAGCGGGCGCGUCGCCGAGUAUCCCCAGAUCUUCUUCCGCGAGGGCGAAGCCUUCAGCUUCGUCGCGGGGCACAGGGAGAUGCACGACGCCAACGAGAUUUCGGGCAUGAUCAAGGCUAACCCGCAGCUGGCCGCCUCCGUCGAAGGCGAGCGGCUGUCCAGCCUGCAGGAGCUGCUCCGCGACGCGCUCCCCCCGCCCGCCGCGCCGCCCGUGCUCCGCGGGGGCGGGGGCGCGGCGCGGCCGGCCGCGGCCGCGGCCGCCGGCGAGGAGGCGGCGGACGGGGCCGGCUCCAAUGACGAAUGAAGCCGUGCCCCCCCGCGAGCCCCCGCGGCCGAUCCGCCGAUGCCGCCCCCUGAGGGCGAAAGAAGGAGCUGCAG